Molecule: messenger RNA, 2756 nt
Organism: Oryzias latipes (Japanese medaka)
Lineage: Eukaryota; Metazoa; Chordata; Actinopteri; Beloniformes; Adrianichthyidae
Gene: hm13
Product: histocompatibility (minor) 13
Biological process (GO): membrane protein proteolysis
Cellular component (GO): cytoplasmic side of endoplasmic reticulum membrane; lumenal side of endoplasmic reticulum membrane; membrane
Molecular function (GO): aspartic endopeptidase activity, intramembrane cleaving
Source: RefSeq, a predicted model, not a curated record
UGCUAAGCUUUUUAUCAAUUAAAUAAGAGAAACAACAUAUGUUCUGUUAAUUAAUUUGAUAAUCUAAUUGUCCUACUUGACUUAUUUGAUUUUAAAAUCAGAUGGUUUUAUGUCUUGACUUGAUCGUCGAGGGGAAGGUAUCGUGGAAAAGCAGCAGAGUGAGACCUCCUGUCUCCGGCUUCACCUCGCUCACAGCUUUAGGAAACGUGGCCUUAUUGCGAGUCCAGCCGCCGCCGCUGGUUGAUGAAUGAGCGCCGCACAGCUUCAGCUGCUUCCUCCAUCCGACCUACAGUUUUCCUCAAAGCCGGAGCAGUCCACUUCAAGACGCCGUUUUUAGAAAAGUCAUGUCUGAGGCUGAACAAGUCCCGGCCUCGGCCCCGGAGGCCGCCUCCGCUGUUAUCCUGAACGCCACGGACUCCAACGGGACUGAGGCGCUCAACGCCACGGCUAAAUUCGUGGCCACCCCGGAGGGCACGGCGCUGGCGUACGGUAGCUUGGUGUUCAUGGCGCUGCUGCCCAUCUUUUUCGGAGCUCUGCGGUCCGUGACCUGCUCCAAGUCUAAGGAGCUGGGAGAAAAUGAUUACCAUUCUGGGUUCAGAAACUCUGCAGACAUGCCGGAGACCAUCACCAGCCGGGACGCCGCCCGCUUUCCCAUCAUUGCCAGCUGUACUCUGUUUGGGCUUUACCUCUUCUUCAAGGUGUUUUCUCAAGAGUACAUCAACCUGCUGCUGUCCGUCUACUUCUUUGUGCUGGGCGUCCUGGCUCUGUCGCACACUAUGAGUCCACUGAUGUCCAGAAUCUUUCCCGUGUCUUUGCCAAACAAGCAGUACCAGCUGCUCUUCACUCAGGGCUCCGGGGAGUCCAAAGAGGAAAUAGUCAACUAUGAGUUUGACACCAAGAACCUGGUGUGUCUGUGUAUCAGCAGUGUGGUGGGAGUCUGGUACUUGCUCAAGAAGCACUGGAUAGCCAACAACCUGUUCGGCCUGGCGUUUGCCUUGAACGGGGUGGAGCUACUCCACCUGAACAACGUCAGUACUGGCUGCAUCCUGCUGGGGGGGCUGUUCGUCUAUGAUGUUUUCUGGGUGUUUGGGACCAACGUCAUGGUAACCGUGGCAAAGUCCUUUGAAGCACCGAUUAAAUUGGUGUUCCCCCAGGACUUGCUGGAAAAGGGGCUGGAAGCCAAUAACUUUGCCAUGUUGGGACUGGGCGACAUCGUCAUUCCAGGCAUCUUCAUCGCUCUGCUGCUGCGCUUUGACGUCAGCUUAAAGAAGAACAGCCGGACGUAUUUCUACUCCAGCUUCUUGGCCUACAUCUUUGGCCUUGGCCUCACCAUUUUUGUCAUGCACACCUUCAAACACGCACAGCCCGCUCUGCUCUACCUGGUUCCGGCCUGCGUGGGCUUCCCUGUCAUUGUGGCGCUAUUCAAAGGAGAACUCACGGAGAUGUUCAGAUAUGAGGAGACUCCUGCUGAAGAGGCAGGCACCAAAGAGGACUCAUCAGCGUCUGACAAGAAGGACCAAUGAGGAUUUCCUCUCAACUCCAACCCCCCCCCCCCCCCCCCCCCCCGACAUCUCUUAUCCAACCUGCUGCUGCCAUGUUUCAUUGAAGCCCCGCCCCAUCGCACCUCUCCUGCUUAGUGUUAAUCGCCGGAGGAAAUGGGGGGGCUAUUUUACCAAUGUGUUUGCCUCCGGUGACUGGAAAUAGCAGCUGGUUUCCACGGCAACAGCAGAGACGGAUCCGCGACGCGGACGCAUAUUCACAGCUGCAGCAUCCUCAGAGGUUUUCUGCGUUUACAGUUUGGCUCAGCUCUGCCAAGAAACUGAAGAAACUGUGCAGUUUAACAAGCUUUUCUGUAUGCAGGAGCUCGAUGAAGAGCCAGCUUCACUGUCAGCAUCCUCUCUCUCGCUGGUUUUCCUACGUUUCCCAACAUGUCUGGCUUUUCUCACUGACCGCUGAUCCUGCUGCUUUCUGCUUUUCACACCAGCUUUUUCCACUCACUCCGUUUUAUUUGACGCUUUCAUUUGUUUGGCGAAAGGCCUGAAUUUUACGGUGGAAAACCCCGGCGCAGUUUUUAGUUGUCAAACGGCUCGUUACGUUCUCGUUCGUCAGAGCUCCGUGUUGUGAAAAUCGGUUUGUAUGAUCGUUGGUUGUUCAGGUUCUUGACAAAAUAAAUGUCACUUAUGUUUCAACCAUCUGCUGAUGUGGCGUCAGAGUUUACUGAAUGCAGCAGCGUGCACCCGAGCCCUGCCAGCCAAUCACAGUUCAGUGCUUAAAAUAUAUGCCUGUUUUCUGCACAGAAGCGUGUUUGCCUCAUUAUGUUGUCCUCUUACAGAAUUUCCAGUUGUGCUGUCAUACAUGCGGCACAAUUUAAGGGAUGGAACAGAAAACAGAACUGCACUGGCAGUUAUUUUUUGGACUUGGAGCUAGUUGGAGGAACAUUUGUUCAAUUGGCUCUUCUGAAUUUGAGUUAUUUGGAUUUAAAUUAAAAUAAACAACAAAUUCAGUCGUUCAUUUUCUAGUUUGGUGAUUUAUAUAUUUAAAGGUCAAGAUUGUGAUGUUAAAGGUCCAGUUGAUGAGGAUGGCUUAAUAAGUCCAGCUGCUUUUAAGAUGCUCUGUCUUUAAGUGAUUUAUUGAAGUGAAUUUAUUAAAGCAGCUGUUUCCCACAGGCCAACGCUCUGAAGCUGUGUUUGAAAUUUGUCAAGUCCCUUUUGAUUUGGGAUCAAUAAAGGGAUGAAAUAAACUUGUAACAAUGAGCU